UAGUGCUCACAGAAGUUCGGCGAUAUUCCGAGAUCAGAUCAGAGAGGAAUUGCCGUCAAAAGGUUUUUUUUAAAUGGAUUUCCGUCGUGUUACUUUUUAUUCUUUGUUUUUGUAUCUAUUUAUUAACCAUAUAUGUAUUACUCUUCACGCGAAAGAACAGGUGCUGCUGGAUAUGAAAGCUUCAGGAGGCGAGUUGGGAUGGUUGACCUGGCCAUAUGAAGAAGGGUGGGAGAUAGUCCAGACAGUGGUGAAUGGCUCCCUCCUCUACACUUACAGUGUGUGUAACAUCGACGCGGGUGAGCAGGACAACUGGCUCCGAACCACCUUCAUCCAGGGGCGCCCAGGGACCACCCGCAUCUCUGUGGAGCUGCACUUCGUUGUGCGGGACUGCAACACCUUCGACGGCGCCUCGCUCGCCUGCAAAGAGACCUUCAACCUGCACAUGUUCGAGGCCGAUGCCGACGUGGGCACCAGCUUCCAUAAGGGCCAGUUCCGCAAAGUGGCCACCAUCGCGUCGGACGAAAUCACGCGGGGCCGCGGUGUGCUGAAGGUAAACGUGGAGACACGGACAAUGGGCCCUCUAUCCAGGAAGGGCUUCUACCUGGCCUUCCAGGACAUGGGAGCGUGUGUGGCACUGCUCUCUGUGAGGGUGUACUACAAGACUUGUCCGUCCACCGUGCAGAGCCUGGCCGCCUUCCCAGAGACGGUAACAGAUGCCCUGAGGGAGGUGGAGGGAACAUGUGUGCAGAACGCCAUGAGCCAGGCCACCCCACGCAUCUACUGCACCGCUGAGGGAGAGUGGGUGGUGCCCGUGGGACAGUGCCAAUGCCGCGGAGGCUAUGAAGUUGUUGGAGACUCCUGCCAAGCAUGUACGCCAGGCUCCUUUAAAGACUCUAUGUCCAGUGAGUCCUGUGAGGUUUGUCCUGAGAAUACUGAGCCAUCCACAGCCGGCGCCCUCCUGUGUCCAUGUAUGGAGGGAUUCUACCGCUCCCCAUCAGACCCUCUUAUGUCAGCCUGCUCUGCCCCACCCAGCGCCCCUCGUGACCUGGCCUCCACCACUCUGUCAGCGGACGGCAGGCUGCAGCUGUCCUGGAGCCCCCCACUGGUGACAGGAGGCCGCCGGGACAUCUGCUACAGCGUGGUGUGUGAGCGCUGCACCGGGGCCCUGUGUGUGCCCUGUGGGGAGAAGGUCCGCUUCCAGCCCGACCCCACGGACCUCCAGGACACUGUGGUGACUGUCAGCCAGUUGGAGCCCCACCUCAACUACACGUUCACUGUAGAGGCCCGCAGCGGAGUGUCUCAGUACAGCAGCCAGAGACCCAGCAGCACCAUCACCACCUCUCUGCACUUCACUGAUCCCCCCAAGGUGACAUCCAUCCGUCUGGACGAGCGGAGCCCCACCAGCCUGUCUCUGUCCUGGGCUUUGUCCAGCCGAGCACCAUCCCAUAUCACCCACCGCUACGAACUCAUGUACCGCAGGAAGGCAAGACAGACAACUACACUCCUCCCUCUCUCUUCUCUCCAUGAGGACGACAGUGAGCGUGAUGUCACUGCAUACACAGUCCUGGUUUUGGACAAGAGUACGGUGCAGAUCAGUGACCUCUCCCCUGACACGGCCUACGUGUUCAGAGUCCAGGCUCUCAGCCCUGAGGGAAACCCAGGGGGAUACAGUAUGAAGCAUGAGUUCAAAACCUUGCCCAUUGCAGAGUCUCAGGUCCAGAACUACACAGGGGUUAUGGGAGCUGUAGUAGGAGGAGGAAUCAUGCUGCUCGUCGUUGUAGUCCUUCUACUGCUGCACAAACGGAGAAUGAACUACCGUCAUAGACAGGGAUCAGAGGACCCCUACUUCUUCAGCACAGAUCAACUGAAGCCCCUGAAGACCUACGUUGACCCACACAUGUACGAGGACCCCAACACGGCUAUCCUGAAGUUUGCCAGCGAGAUUCAUCCCAGUCUUGUCACUAAGCAAAAAGCCAUCGGAGCAGGAGAGUUUGGGGAAGUGUACCGUGGUGUGAUGAAGGCUCCAAGGAGAGGAGAGGUAGCGGUAGCCAUCAAGACAUUGAAGCCAGGCUACACAGAGAAGCAGAAGCAGGAUUUCCUGAGUGAAGCUAGCAUCAUGGGCCAGUUCUCCCACCAGAACAUCAUCCGCCUGGAGGGAGUCAUCACCAAGUCAGUCAAGCAUGCCAUGAUUGUGACAGAAUACAUGGAGAAUGGAGCGCUUGACAACUAUCUAAAGGACCAUGAUGGGGAGAUGUCAUCGUACCAGCUGGUGGGCAUGCUGCGUGGCAUCGCGGCCGGCAUGAAGUACCUCUCUGACAUGAGCUAUGUUCACCGAGACCUGGCUGCCCGCAACGUUCUGGUCAACAGCAACCUGGAGUGCAAGGUGUCUGACUUCGGCCUGUCCCGCGUGCUGGAAGACGAUCCUGAGGGCACCUACACCACCAGUGGAGGGAAGAUCCCCAUCCGCUGGACCGCCCCAGAGGCUAUCGCCUACAGGAAGUUCACCUCGGCCAGCGACGUGUGGAGCUUCGGCAUAGUCAUGUGGGAAGUCAUGGCCUUCGGAGAACGACCCUACUGGGACAUGAGCAACCAUGAGGUGAUGAAGGCCAUUAACGAGGCCUUCCGGCUGCCUGCACCCAUGGACUGUCCAUCCACCGUUUACCAGCUGAUGCUGCAGUGUUGGCUGCAGGACCGCUCCAAACGACCUCGCUUCCCAGACAUCGUCAACAUCCUGGACAAACUUCUCCGGAGCCCAGAAUCUCUGAAAACCAUUGCUCACUUUGAUCCCCGUGUGUCCAUCCGCCUCCCCAGCACCAGUGGCUGUGACGGCUCCCCCUUCAGGUCUGUGCCGGAAUGGCUGGAGUCCAUCAAGAUGAGCCAGUACACUGAGAGCUUUGCCUGCGCUGGAAUCACAACCAUGGAUCAGGUGCUAUCCAUGAGUCAUGAGGACAUCAGGAACAUUGGCGUGCGGUUACCAGGUCACAUGAAGAGAAUCGCCUACAGCAUCGUUGGACUUAAAGACCAGACCAGCUCACUCAGUGUUUGCAGUACAGUGUUUGCAGUGUGAGACCCCCAACCUGAGAUUCCCCAAAAUAGGACUGCACUGACCACCUUAUUUCACUGUCACAUUGAAUAGGGAAAUGGAACAAGUUGGGUUGAACAUGUACUAAUAAUGGCUGAGCCACGCUGCUUUAGACUGGUCAGUGGCAUGACUGAAGAGGACCUUGCCUGCCAGCCACUCAGAAAAGACUGGCAUGUAAAACCUCCAUGAAGAACAUGUCAGUUACAUGUCAGUCCUCCAUGAAGAUCUCCAUGACAAGAGACGCUGAGAGAUGGUUAAAGGAGAAGUAAUGCAUCAUAUAUAAAUAACUUUUUAUAUUAUCAAGUAUGGAAAUAUAAUGGCAGAUAGGAAACGACAGGCUUUGGAGGAAGCUGUAUGAGACCUGAGACUUUUUUUCUCAAAUGGAAGUCUGAAAAACAAAAGACAUUCAAGCUAAGGCACUCCAGGACUGGGUCUACCUCCUCCUCAAGCACUCACUUAUUCCUCUAGUCACUUCUUUACUUAUUCGUUUCAUAAAGAUUUGAGGCUUUGACGUAACAGAUAGAUAGAUGAGAAUGCCAGUCUACUCAAAUGACAGGUUUAUUGGUCUUCUGAAUUAUUCCACUCAGGUCAAGAGAUCAAAUACCUUUUCUUUCUUUUUGAUUUUGUAGGUUCCAUCCUGUCUGCAAUCCACCUCAUAUACUUUUCUCUCAUACAUUUUGAAAUAGUAUUUUUCUUUAGUUUACAGUUCAUCUCCAUCUACUCUUAGUGGUUCUUCCAUUAUUUAAUAUUUAUUUUAGAUUUUAUAUUUAUUGUAUUUUUUAAAUUAAAGACACUGCUCUGGCACAUUUUUAGAAAUAUAGUUUUCUGUUUCAAUAAAAUCAUUGUUUCCUUGUAGCAAUCACUUGUCUGAAUUCAAUCAACCAGCAGAAAAUAAUAUCAACUACUGUACAUUACAUUGUAGUUAUACUAUUUAUACACUGGAUUCUCGACAUAGCUCACUGUAAUAUCUACUGCUGUACAUAUCAUUCUAGGUAUAUAUAUUUUGUGUAAAUAUGCAUAGAUUGCAUUAGGAUUACUAAUUUAAUGUUAUUUGGGUUCACUGGAUUCGUUCUGAUAUUUAUGAUUUCUUGUUUCUGAUGAUUAUUUGUGUGCUUGUUUGACUUUUUGCAUUGUUAAGGAGCUAGAAACAAGCAUUUCAGCACAUGAAACAUUUCGAUUUGAUAAAAAAUACAGGCAAGAAAAAAUCAUGUUUGAUUGAAAUCAACAUUUUGGGGGGUAUUUCCUUGACAACCACCCUCCAGUUGGCGAUAAGCACAGUCAGCUUUGAUGUCAGUUAGUGACUACCAUUGCAGUCUGGAAUGUUCCAUCUCUACUCUACUUCAUCACAUAUGUAUCAUCUGUUACUGAGCCCCUGCUAAAUUCAUUCUCGCUGUAUCUAGGACUCAAUAUUAAUUUCUCUUCAAUUAAUUGUUCACUUGCAAUUUUGAGUGGGACAGUUAUUACAAUGUCUCUAAAUGUAAUAUUGACACGUUAAUCUACACUGAAUAAAAAUAUAAACGCAACAUGUAAUGUGUAAGUUCCAUG
Salvelinus namaycush (lake trout) is the source of this 4627-nucleotide messenger RNA. RefSeq names its product ephrin type-A receptor 2-like. Bases 74 to 3067 code for a protein of 997 amino acids. Gene Ontology annotation, cellular component: plasma membrane; neuron projection. The transcript is spliced from 15 exons. Gene Ontology annotation, biological process: axon guidance; protein phosphorylation; cell surface receptor protein tyrosine kinase signaling pathway. Lineage: Eukaryota; Metazoa; Chordata; Actinopteri; Salmoniformes; Salmonidae. The record is from RefSeq and is a predicted model, not a curated record. Gene Ontology annotation, molecular function: protein binding; transmembrane-ephrin receptor activity; ATP binding.